This is a messenger RNA of Neoarius graeffei (lesser salmon catfish), 1236 nucleotides long. RefSeq names its product forkhead box D1 (gene foxd1). The coding region runs from base 157 to 1170 and encodes 337 amino acids. Lineage: Eukaryota; Metazoa; Chordata; Actinopteri; Siluriformes; Ariidae. The transcript has a single exon. Gene Ontology annotation, biological process: cell differentiation; regulation of transcription by RNA polymerase II; anatomical structure morphogenesis. The record is from RefSeq and is a predicted model, not a curated record. Gene Ontology annotation, molecular function: RNA polymerase II cis-regulatory region sequence-specific DNA binding; DNA-binding transcription factor activity, RNA polymerase II-specific.
CUGGAUGCUGGGCUAUAAGGUUAACUUUAGAUCGACAGCUUUAUGAAUAUCUAUGGCAGUAUACGGCUCGGCUUUGCGCUUGUCUGGAUCACGCCGCUAAUUAUGAGUCUUUUCAAACCGCAGCAGUAGCAGCAGCGCACCUUCUCAUUGUGAGCCAUGACUCUAAGCUCCGAGAUGUCGGACGCGUGUGCGCUCACGGAAGAGCCGGACAUCGAUGUGGUGGGCGAAGGAGACGACGACGACGACGUCGACGCAGUUGCGCGCUCGCGCCCAUAUGACGAUGACGAAUUUCCGCGCGCUCGAGAUGAGCUUUUCCUCGCCGCUUCGCCUCCGUGCGUGGACUCUGCUCACGGCGCCGCCGGCUCGGGCGCGCGCGACGCGUACAAACCGACGAACAAGAACGCUCUGGUGAAGCCACCAUAUUCAUACAUCGCGCUCAUCACCAUGGCAAUCCUCCAGAGUCCCAAGAAAAGGCUGACGCUCAGCGAGAUCUGCGACUUCAUCAGCAACCGCUUUCCGUACUACCGCGAGAAGUUUCCCGCAUGGCAGAACUCGAUCCGCCACAAUCUGUCACUCAACGACUGUUUCGUCAAAAUCCCCCGCGAGCCCGGUAACCCGGGAAAGGGUAACUACUGGACACUGGACCCGGAGUCGGCCGACAUGUUCGAUAACGGCAGCUUCCUGCGCCGGCGAAAGCGCUUCAAGCGUCAGCAGGCACCCGAGCUCCUCCGAGAGCACGGCGCUUUCGUCCCUGCGUACGGCUAUGGAGCUUAUGGCUGCGGUUACGGCCUUCAACUGCCCGCGGCUUAUCAUACGCAUUCUGCGCUCUUUACCUUCCAGCAACAACAACAACAACAGGCGCCUCCGUCUUCAAGACACACUGGAACUCUGAGCCCCGCGCCUUCCCUCAUGCCAAACAUAGCCGAACUCGCGCGGUUCCGUUUCUAUCCUCCGUUGAGUGCCAGGAUUACCUCCCCGGUACAGACUGUGACCAAAUCCCCGGUACACCGCUCAUCAUUCUCCAUAGAAAGCCUCAUUGGGAGCGCUGUAAGCCCAGCGCAUGCGCACUGUGCUUCACGGACUCCGCCGGCGCCUUUCGGACCGAACGGAGCAGCAGCCGAAAAGUUUCCCGAAAAGCUUGAGUGGCACAAGCGGCUGUUAAUAUCUUAACUGAAGUUCACAUUUAAAAACAUUAUAAUAUUAAGCAAUACACACAAACGCUCCUGUUUUUAAGGU